AAUUGAGUUUUCGUUUGGGAAAGGUUGGGAGGAGGGUCGAUGCCGGGAGCCAUUUAUAGACAUAAAGAGAAGGGAAAGAGAAAGAGCAUAAUAAACUUGACAUAUCCUUUUUAGUUUGUACAAACGUACGAGUACAACCAGGAGUGCACGAACAGAAAAACGCAAAAUUAUAGCACCACGUUUUGGAAAGGAUACCAACACUGAGGAAAACCAGACACAUGCCAUUGCUAUAAAUAACAGUACAUAACACAGUGUGCAAUGGCUCCGUCACUCUCGCAGGCCUACAGGAGGCGCUGGUGGAUGGCUGUCACGUCAAUCAUAGAAAACCUGCUCUUCUCUGCCGUGUUGUUGGGUUGGGGUUCCCUUCUUAUCAUGCUGAAGAACGAGGGCUUCUACUCACACCUGUGUUCAGAAAAUGCCACAGAGAGUCACACUAACGCGAGUUUGACGGAGCGGCCGAUUUGGCUGAGCUGUAUUGAACAGGAGGAGAUUCUGAAUCUGGGCUUUACGAUUGGCUCGUUCAUCAUCAGCGCAGCCACUCUGCCACUAGGUGUCCUGAUGGACAAAUUCGGGCCACGUCCAAUCAGAUUGUUUGGCAGUUCAUGUUUUGCAUUCUCCAUGGCUUUGAUUGCAGUCGCAUCUUAUGAUCCAAAAGUGUUAUCAGCUCUCAUAUUUCUUGCUGUCUCCAUGAAUGGGUUUGGAGGAAUCUGUCUAACCUUCACGUCACUAACAUUGCCGAAUAUGUUUGGAAAUGUGCGCUCUACGAUUCUUUCUCUCAUGAUUGGCUCCUAUGCCUCCUCUGCUGUCACCUUCCCAGGAGUCAAGCUGAUCUAUGAUGUGGGCGUAUCGUUUUCUGUGAUCUUCUGGAUGUGGGCAGGGUUCGCCUGCUUCGUCUUCCUCAACUGCUUUAUUAAUUGGCCGGGAGAAUCUUUUCCUGCCCCUGAGGACAUCAGAUUCAAUACAAUGGUGAAGUUGAGUGGUAAGGUAGUGGACGAUGAGAUGACCGACACUGAUGUGAGUCUUAAAGAGCGAGAGGUGACCAAAAAACAACCUUCUACUGAUGAAGCACCCAGCGAUGGGACAGUAGCAGGGAACCAGGCAGGAUCCCCUCCCUUUCGCCGCUCUGUGUGCUCACCGAUUUUCCUGUGGAGUAUCAUCACGAUGGCGAUGACCCAGCUCCGUGUCAUUUUUUUCAUGGGUGCCAUGAAUAAGAUGUUGGAGUUCCUGGUUACCCAUGGUGACCCUAACCCCUCAGAGGAGUUGGAGAAGGUGGCAGAGGACCAAGUGAGUCUCUACUCGUCCAUCUUUGGCACUCUUCAGCUGCUCUGCCUGAUGUCCUGUCCUCUGAUUGGCUACAUCAUGGACUGGAGAAUGAAGGAGUGUGAGGACGUGGUGAAUUCAGCUGAGGGAGAAAAAAGUCCAUCUGGGCCUCCAAAGAGGGACAGAAAGAUCCAAAAACUCACUAACGCCAUCAGAGCUUUCAUCUUUACUAAUAUACUGCUAGUCAUCUUUGGCAUCAUCUCCCUCAUAGACAAUCUACCCAUACAGGUGGUGUCUUUUAUUCUUCACACUGCAGUUCGAGGUUUUAUUCACUCCUGCUGUGGUGGGCUCUAUGCUGCUGUCUUCCCAACCAAUCACUUUGGCACUCUGACGGGCAUGCAGUCCAUGGUUAGUGCUGUGUUUGCACUCCUGCAACAACCACUCUUCAUGUGGAUGGUGGGACCAUUGAAGGGCGAUCCUUACUGGAUCAACUUGGGUCUGCUUCUGUUCUCAUUGGUUGGAUUCUUGCUGCCAGGAUACCUCUUCUACCAUCGGAGACAACUUAUAAAGGAGAAGGCAGCGCGCGAUAGUCUAUCACUGGCGCAGGAGAGCGUCAGCCUCAACCAAACAACCGAGUCUUCAAAAUACCAAACCAACGGGAACGUCUGAGCUGGAAAACAUUUAUUAGUGAGAUGUAUGUGAAUUAUAUAUAGACCUAAAUUAUGACAGUUAUUGUUCCAUUGCUUUUCAGAAACUGAAUUAUUAGGCUUCCUGUUCAGUCACUGUAGUGACCUGACAAAUAUCAAACUGAAAAAAAAAAAUCAAGUGAAAGUGCAAUUUAAAGUAUCAGCCAAGGCUUUGACUGUGUGACUGGGCAGGAUGUAUUUUCAAGGCUUUUAUUAUUACCUGCUCUACGUUGUUGACUUGUGGAGCAAAUUGACAGACAAAAUGAAAGGAUGCCACACUUAGCAUUUUGUUAGUUAACCUUAAAAGACUUAAAAGUCUCACCAUCACAACGACAUUUACAGUAUUUUCGUGGUUGCACCAAACAUAAAAACAUUAUGCUAGCGCCUAAAAUAUGUUGUUUGGCUGCGGAAACACUGUUUUGUCCGUUAUUACAUUGACACUUUGAAAUGUCCAGGAAAAUGGUUGUAAAACAACAAGGAGGGGUUAAAUGUCGACAGUAUGAAAUCUAAAUCUACUUUUUAAUAUUUGUUCGCAGUGUUAUUGUGCAUAAUUUAUCAGUGCAUGUUAUACCAAAGACAAUCAUUUAGUGUUUAUUCUUUCAGAAAAACUUGAUCCAACUUACUGAGAUAGUUUCAGAAGGAAACGUGACCUCCAUGUCUCAUUCAAGAAGCCUCUGUCAGAGGUUUCACAAUUGACCGUAAACUCGUAUUCUACCAUGAUAUGUUCAUCAUUAUGUAUGUGCGGGUCACAGACAUAUUCAAAUUCACUAGUAUGAAUAGUCACUAUUUUUAAAUAAUGUGUCAUUUAGUGGAAUUUUGCUGUAUGGGUAAAACUAAUGUCCCAUUAUGACUCAGGGCAGGUAAACGAGGCAGGGUUUCAUGUAACGCUCACUUUACCAUGACAUGGAUCAUUUUCAUUUUAAACCUUAGGUCUGGAGUAGAUCUUUUCAUUGUCAAUAACUUUUUGUCACAUCCCACUCUCACUAAACCUGAUGGACAUUCAGCUUUAUGUGACAACUGGUAAAUACAAAGUAGUGUUUUUAUUGCAGAUGCCGGUAUUGCACUAUAUUUUUUUUGUUUCAAAAGUACUGUUCUGUAUGUUACAGAGCUGUGAUCAUGUGCUCAAAAGUUUCAAUGAUUCUAGUGAUUUUUUUCAACAUAAUGGUGCUUGCAUUGUGCUCGUGACUGUAAAUAUGCCUGAAGGGGGGGAAAAAUCUAAUAAAUACAAAGAUUUUGUCACAAAAACCACCC
Molecule: messenger RNA, 3197 nt
Organism: Rhinichthys klamathensis goyatoka
Lineage: Eukaryota; Metazoa; Chordata; Actinopteri; Cypriniformes; Leuciscidae
Gene: slc43a1b
Product: solute carrier family 43 member 1b
Exons: 15
Coding region: 259-1929 (556 amino acids)
Biological process (GO): neutral amino acid transport; transmembrane transport
Molecular function (GO): neutral L-amino acid transmembrane transporter activity; L-amino acid transmembrane transporter activity
Source: RefSeq, a predicted model, not a curated record